AAUACCUGGACCAUGAAGGUGGCCUUCAGAUUGCUUCUCCCACUCUUCCUUGUGCUGGUGUCGGAGGUGAGCGGGCAGCGCAGGAAGCCUCCCCGGAAACCCACGCGUCCGCCCCCGGAGCCGGUGGAGCCCGUGGAGCCCACAGAGCUGCCGCCGCCCCUUCCGCCAGGUCCUCCUUCCAUCUUCCCUGACUGUCCCCGGGAAUGCUACUGCCCUCCGGACUUCCCCUCUGCCCUCUACUGUGACAGUCGCAACCUGCGGAAGGUGCCCAUCAUCCCGUCCCGCAUCCACUACCUCUACCUCCAGAACAACUUCAUCGACGACCUCCCCGAGGAGUCCUUCAGAAACGCCACCGGGCUGAAAUGGGUCAACCUAGACAACAAUCGCAUCCGGAAGGUGGACAGGCGGGUCCUGGAGAAGCUGGAAAACCUCAUCUUCCUCUAUAUGGAGAAGAACCAGCUCAAGGAGGUGCCUGCCUUCCUGCCACCCAACCUGGAACAGCUGCGUCUGAGCAGGAACCAGAUCUCCAAGAUCCCUGCUGGGGUCUUCAACAAGUUGGAGAACCUGGUGCUCUUGGACCUGCACCACAACAAGCUAAGCGAUGGGGUCUUCAACAAAAACACCUUCAAGGGACUCAAGAACCUCAUGCAACUCAACCUCGCCCACAACAUCCUGAGGAAAAUGCCACCGGGGGUGCCCAGUGCCAUCCACCAGCUCUUCCUAGACAGGAACAACAUUGAGGACAUCCCCAGUGACUACUUCAAGGAGUUCCCCAACCUGGCGUUCAUCCGGCUCAACUACAACCAGAUCUCUGACAAAGGGCUGCCCAAGAACUCCUUCAACCUCACCAACCUGCUCGUGCUGCACCUGGCCCACAACAAGCUCACCAACGUCCCCUUCAUCAGCCCCAAGCUGGAGCACCUCUACCUAAAUAACAACUCCAUUGAAA
Molecule: messenger RNA, 949 nt
Organism: Tinamus guttatus (white-throated tinamou)
Lineage: Eukaryota; Metazoa; Chordata; Aves; Tinamiformes; Tinamidae
Source: RefSeq, a predicted model, not a curated record